Messenger RNA from Puccinia graminis f. sp. tritici CRL 75-36-700-3, 1439 nucleotides. RefSeq lists its product as uncharacterized. The coding region runs from base 150 to 1358 and encodes 402 amino acids. NCBI's taxonomy places the organism in Eukaryota, Fungi, Basidiomycota, Pucciniomycetes, Pucciniales, Pucciniaceae. The transcript has 3 exons. The record is from RefSeq and is a predicted model, not a curated record.
CUCAACACUAGCGCAUACAUCCUUCACAUCUGAAAUCUCCCAAGAACUCUGAUCCAUCAGCCCUCCUGCGUUUGAAGUUUUUUUUUUUUUCGUCAGUUUCUCGUGGCUGGUCUGUGGAACAUCACAUCACAAAACAUUUCAACGUCGAUAUGGCUAGUAUGACGGAAAGUACUAGUUCGAAUCAAGCGACUGUUGAUCGUGUCCUCGAUGCACUGGAAGCUCUAGCUCGAAAGUAUCAUUAUGGCGCAAGGAGCGAAGCCAAUGGUUUUAUUCCUAAGGGCGAAGAGAAAGAAGAACUAACAGAGGAGGAAGUAGAGCAGCGACACGAAAGAUUGAAUGAACUGCGAUCGAAGCUUCUGCCUUCGUUGAAAGACCACGUCAAUGGUAUCUCAACCUCAUUGAAUAACUUGGCCAACAAUUCUUCAAGUGAUCCAGACUUCGGAUCGACUUUGAAGAGCAUCGAACAACUUGUUCAAAUUACAACUAAGGCCAUAAAGUUGAACUUUUCACUUUUUUGGGAAGCACCCCUCCCAAGCAACACUCACGACUACCAGUUGAAAGAAAGUAAAAUUUAUAGAACUGAAGAUCUGUACACAAGCACCUGUUGUUUAGAAAGCAGUCGCAGUUCUCUACUUGAACACGGUGUCGACUUCAUUAAAUCUUGGAAGACUUCCACCCAUAAUCGUCCAAUUACCAAUCACUACAUGAAACUAACACCCCGAGAAAGGCUGCUCGAAACAACCACCAGCUACGAUGCUCUAAUCGAUAAAAUCAUCCGAGCGUCGCAAGUCUCUGAGUUGACUUUUUUACAAGAAUGCUGGCGAGAUACUAGCAAACAUUUCGCCGAUGCACUCAAACGCCUGGCCGUCCUAACUGGUCCUAACAGGAAGAAUAAGAGCGUGCUCAGGAGGGAUAUUGUCACUCUGGCUAAAGCAACCACACCACUCAUCAAGUUACUAAGGAUAUUAUACAUGAAAAUAUCUACCAAUCAAUUCGAAUUUAGAUUGAAUACAGAGGAGAUCAAUUCAAAAACUCUCUCUUUAUUACAUGGUGAUCCACCUACGAUCAAAUUUCGAUGUGAUGUUCAUGCCUGUUCAUUGGAAGACAUCCAUAAAGCAAAUUCCAUAUGUAGUAUCGACAAACAAUUUCUAGUCGAGAGGAUUCACGAUAUCUCUAGAACGAUCGAUUAUACUGUUCUUCUUCUCGCUUUACAUCUCGUCCCUCUACCACCUUGUAAGAUAGAUCCUUCUUUACGACAUACUCGUGACUUCAAGACUUGGCUUUUCUCGUGGCAAAAUCAUUGGACCCUCGCUAAGACUAAUUUGUUACGUCUUAUAUCAUCUGUCAAUCUCCUUUGAAGCUACUCAAAAUUAAAGUAUGCGUAUAUAUAUUUAUUUAUCCAAACUUGCCAUUGUAUGAAACUCUCUUUCUCCCCAAGA